CGCGGUGCGCCUAGCCGGAGUCCGUCCUCCUAUUAGUUGUCUUGUGCUCCUUAGUCUUCUCCUCUCAUGUGCAUCUGAAGCCUUCGGUGUGGCCUUCCUGAAAUCUCACCAACCCCUCGAUGGCAGACCCGCAGCUGCCCAUCCUUGAAGUGCACACGCCCUCCUCAUCGUUUGCCAUCGUCUACUCGAAUAGCGAAGAUUCUCUAGAGACGCUCUACGACAAGUUGACCAGGAAACUGUACAAUGCAUACAAUGGCCAGGUUGUAGGACCGGAGUGGGUCAAGUACUCCUGGAACGAUUCAACGUGGAAUCUCGACGAUGAGUCAGACUACACUAUUUUCGUUUGGAGACAGAAAUCUGUAGAGGCAGGCACACGUCCGGUCCUCCACGUCCACGACCCCCACCAGCCCCUUCCCCGCGCACCCGCAUAUCAAAACCCAUCCUACUAUCAGUUUCGUCCCAAGCCUCUACCACAGACCCCUCCGCGUGCAGCCUCAGGGGGGUCGCAGAAGUCAGUCAGGAGCGGCAAGUCUCGGAAGACUACCAAAUCAGAGACCAAAGAUGCGAUACCCGACCACAGGAAACACUUCGAGGAGUUUCACAGUCAGAAUGGUGUUCGCACGAUUCUGGGAAAUAUAGGUCCCGUUCAGAAUGUCCGGAUGCUUUUGAAGAACGGAUACCGACACGUUUACAUAUCGCGAAAGUUUGCCCUUCGCCACGGAUUUAUACCGGCAGAUGCUACGCCAGGUCACUAUGGUUAUAGCGGCCUAGUCAACCUGGGUAGCUGGCCUAUCAAAGUGGGACGUAAUAAGACAAUGCAUACGGUGUACCUUUCAGAAGAGGCACACUUUGAUGUUGUCCUCGGUCGGUCUUUCUGGGAGGCGCGACAAAUCAAGGUCGACCCUCUGGACCUCACGGAUGUCGUGUGCGGCGAUACGGGCGAGAAGAUCGAUUGUGAACUGGUCAUAUUGAAAGAUGGAAAGGGACAAAUCGUUACGGUAACAUGAGGUCUGCUUACUCCUUUUUUCUGUGGUGUAUCUCUCGACAAACUCUUUACUGCAAUCAUGCUUGUAUCUAUUUCCGUGAUUUUGUAUACUGUAGUAGUAUAAUCAUAAGCCUUCAACCAUGAUGCAUGAUGGU
This is a messenger RNA of Phanerochaete carnosa HHB-10118-sp, 1140 nucleotides long. RefSeq lists its product as uncharacterized. The transcript is spliced from 5 exons. The record is from RefSeq and is a predicted model, not a curated record. NCBI's taxonomy places the organism in Eukaryota, Fungi, Basidiomycota, Agaricomycetes, Polyporales, Phanerochaetaceae. Bases 120 to 1007 code for a protein of 295 amino acids.